Molecule: messenger RNA, 1407 nt
Organism: Morus notabilis
Lineage: Eukaryota; Viridiplantae; Streptophyta; Magnoliopsida; Rosales; Moraceae
Product: zinc finger BED domain-containing protein RICESLEEPER 1-like
Exons: 3
Coding region: 1-1407 (468 amino acids)
Molecular function (GO): DNA binding; protein dimerization activity
Source: RefSeq, a predicted model, not a curated record
AUGUUGAAGCAUAUUAAAACUUGUUUGAGAUUAGACACUAGAGAUAUUGGUCAAAUGCUUAUUUCUCGUGAUAGUAGCUUGUCAUUUGGCUCUUGUAGCUUUAAUUCUGAAAAAUGGCGUGAGUUGAUGACUGUUUGUAUUGUUAUGCAUGAUUUGCCUUUCCAAUUUGUUGAGUACAAGGGAUUAAGGGCUAUGCUUCAAUAUCUAUAUCCUGAUGUGGAAUUAGUGUCUAGGAACACUGCUAAGGUUGACUCUCUUAAGUUGUAUGCAAGGGAGAAAAUAAAAAUAAAAAAUAUGUUGGAUGCAUGUCCUGGUAGAAUAAGUUUGACAUCUGAUAUGUGGACUUCAUUGACUACUUAUGGGUAUUGGUGCAUGACUGCUCAUUUUCUUGAUAAGAAUUGGAAGUUACAUAAAAGAAUUCUGAGUUUUUGUCUUAUGCCACCUCCACACACUGGGAUAGCACUAUCUGAGAAAAUCUUUUCCUUAUUAAGUGAUUGGGGAAUUGAGGAAAAGAUUUUCAGUAUAACUUUAGAUAAUGCUGCUUCAAAUGAUGUCUCUGUGGAUGCAUUGCUAAAGCAAUUAAACUUGCGUGGUUUGUUGCCUUUUCAUGGUGAAUUUUUUCAGUUGAGAUGUUGUGCCCAUAUUCUUAACCUUGUUGUGCAAGAUGGUUUGAAAAGUAUUGAUAAGUUAGUUGAGAAGAUUCGAGAUAGUGUUAAAUAUGUUAAAGGAUCACAACAGAGGAAGCAAAAGUUUUUAGAAUGUGUUAAGUUAGUGUCGAUGGGAAGCAACAAAGGAUUGUCUCAGGAUGUGGUUACUAGAUGGAAUUCAACUUAUCUUAUGCUUGAAAGCAUUGCACUUGUAUUCGAUCCACGGUAUAAGACGCAGUUUAUUGACUUUUGCUACAAGAAAGCUUUUGAGCUUAACUCUAAGGAGUUGUUAUCAUUGCGUGCGAAGUUAGAAUCCCUUUUUCACGAGUAUGCUUUGAAGCUUGAUCAUUAUGUCUCACCACCCACUUGCAAGAAAAAGGACAAGGGUAAAGCACCAUAUGGAAUGGAAGUAGAUGAGUCAGAUUUGAUGAAGUUGGAAUUGUAUUUGGACGAGCCUAGAAUAAAACGGAGUUAUCAGUUGGAUAUUCUCUCCUAUUGGAAGAGAAAUCAGUGCCGCUAUCCAAUUCUUGCUGCCAUGGCCCGUGAUUUAUUAUGCAUUCUUGUAUCAACAGUUGCUUCAGAGGCUGCAUUUAGUGUUGGCAGUUGUGUGCUUGAUCAGUUCCGUAGCUCUCUUAAACAUGAGACUGUUGAAGCAAUUGUAUGUACAAGGGAUUGGUUGUAUGGAAAUGAAGGUAUAUUCUUCAAGUUCUUCAUUGUUCUCUUAAAUAUUGUUACUCUCAGUCUCACAAAUGCUAAUUAG